Molecule: messenger RNA, 1089 nt
Organism: Vigna angularis (adzuki bean)
Lineage: Eukaryota; Viridiplantae; Streptophyta; Magnoliopsida; Fabales; Fabaceae
Product: protein BIG GRAIN 1-like B
Exons: 1
Coding region: 403-1089 (228 amino acids)
Biological process (GO): auxin-activated signaling pathway
Source: RefSeq, a predicted model, not a curated record
CUGUAGUCUGACGUGGAUGACUGAACUAACUCGAAAGCGUGUCACUCUGCUCUCAUUGCUCUUUUCUUUUCUCUUUCUCCAGACAAGGAAUCAAUUACCCUGUUCACGUUUUCUCACAAACGCAAAAAGCCUACAAACCAAGCAAAUCAUCAUCUUUCUUCUUCCCUCAAUCAUGCCCCUGUCAUAGCUUAACACAACACAACUCGACUCUCAUCAUCAUCAUUCUACACCACCUAGCUUCCAUGGCAGCUUUUCAACCUUCCACCACUUCCCACACCUAAAACAAAACCCAAACACCUACCCCUCUUCCUAUACCCCACCACACUUUACUCCCUGUUCCUCACUCUCCCAUCUCAUCAUUCCCUUUCGCCCGUGUUGUUCCAAUUUAAUUGCGCACCCAACAUGUACGCCCUCGACAUUUCACACACACAACACACCUUCGCCUUCCAAAACAACGCUAAAACCCCCUCCUUCUCCUCCUCUCUCCUCGACACCAUCUACCGCUCCAUCGACGAAGGAGAGAGCACCGCCAACGACAUGAAACUCCACACCCAGACAAUCAUCAGGAAACAGAGCAGAAUCCUCGUCCAACAAGAUUUAACGGCGCCCACCAUUCCCCGUUCUUGUUUAGUGCAAAAAGGGAAGGGAAGCGAGAAACCUGUGAAAGCACAGAUGGAGAGAAAACCAAAAUCGCGUUUGCAUGGUCACGAUCACGACCGGGAGGUGAUGUUCUUCAGUUCGACUUCGAGUUGCUCGGAUUCCAGCUCUGGAUUACUGUCUUCCUCCGACACUGAAUCCCUAUACGAAUCGAGGUCGCGAGUUUCGUGUUUUGCUCCUUCGAGACCCAAGCCAUUGAUGACGUCGGCGAGCAAUGGAGAGCGUCUUAUAAAGCCAAAAUCAAGGGCGUUGAAGAUGUACAACAAUCUGAAGAAAGUGAAGCAACCCAUCUCUCCGGGGGGGAAGCUGAGUACUUUUCUCAGCUCUCUGUUGGGGAACGGGAAGAAAGCCAAACAUUCAAACAUUCAGAGUAGCUGUGUGAUUUAUAAAGUGAGUAGGGUUCUAAAAGGAGAGAGAGGUGGGGAUGUGUAA